Effrenium voratum is the source of this 1761-nucleotide messenger RNA. Lineage: Eukaryota; Dinophyceae; Suessiales; Symbiodiniaceae. The record is from the annotation of a GenBank genome assembly.
AUGGAGGGCAAGGAAGUGGUGCCCACUUGGGAUGGAGCCCCGAAGGGUUGGAGACGCUACUGCAAGGAGGUGGCCUGGUAUGUCAGAGGUAACAAGCAGAGCAUGCGGAAGUAUCUGGCAACGAGGCUGAUCUCCAAGCUCACUGGCACUGCCAGGCUCCUGGCAAUGAGCUGGUCGCAGGCGGAGUUCGAUACGGAGAGCGCAGCGGUGUUGAUCCGAGCAAACGGACGUUUGGACUACCUGCACCUGAAGAACGGGGUCGAGAUGACGAUCUUCAAGAUUGGUGGUCUCCGAGUCAGUGGGAUCGGUGGAGACAGCGUGGAGGUAGCCGAGUGGAGGAUGCAUCGGACACUUCGAGUUGGAGAAGGUCUCGUGGCUACCGUCGAGUGUCUCAAGAAGAAGAUGCUGCUGACGCGGACGGAGAUGGCGGCGUCUCAGGGAGGACGUCGAGAAUCAGCUACACCGGGACCGAGCCCGGUGGCCGUGGACGAGGAAGACGAGCUGAACGUGAUGGACUCCUUCAUCAUCAAUGUCUUGACUGGGGAGAUGAAUGGGGAGAUGGUUGGAACGCUGGUUGGCAAUAUCAUGUCGGUUGGCGAGAUGACGAUUCUCCUGUAUGGGAACCUGCUGGAGUCGAACAUGGAGAAGACGCUGAUGAUCCUCGAUUACAAGAACUGCAGAAGGCCGAGUUUUGGUGGAAAACCCAUGGGCGGCAAGUUCAUGGGCAAGCACAUGAACUAUGCAGACUCGGACUGGCACUGGGACCUGGUCAUGGCGAAGGGGAAGAACAAGAACAAGAACGCCAACUGGACGGCCUAUGACAUGGCGUACGCAUUUCCCCACGGCAAGAACAAGGGCAAGUUCAAAGGUUCGAAGGGCAGCCAGGUCAAUGCGUAUGUGGCCGACUACUACGGACUGGAGAUGGAGGUUGAUGGGCAAACACGUGGAGACCUUCAUGCAGCAGGGGCGCAGUCGGCCAAGGUGAAUGCAGAGCGUAAGUCCUUUUCCGUGUAUGUGCUCCCCAACCCCAGCAACUAUCAGGAUAACGAGGAGAACCGUUCCCUACUGGUUCCUGUGUUGGUUGGCAUGGACUUCGCGGGAGACACCGGGACGGGCAUGGUUGUGGAUCUGGUGGAUGGGACGUGUGUUUUCUCGUUGAUUGACCCCCUACGGCAUUAUACUCUCCAGCAGAACUCCAAGGGGCACUAUAUGGUGGAUCUUGUUGAGUACCUCACAGGGGGCGUCACCGUGAGCCAGGGGCAUGCAAACAUCAUUCUCCUACAGGAGCGCCAUGAGGGGAAGAAGCAGAUGGACGUCCUGGAGAAGGACCGAGCGAUGGAGCUGGACGGACGGGAUCCUCGAGCGUCCGACCAGCAAUGGCCAUGCUAUGGAACGCGCGAGCCAAUGCGGCAUCGGUCCAACAAGUGGGGAAUGUGGAUGCACUGCAGUCAAUGUGCCCUGCGGUUGAUCUACCUGCCCAAGAAGGGAGCCCCGUCGGACAGCACGGAGGUCAAGAAUCACCAGGACGUGAAGCAGGCGCUGAAGCAGCUGGAGGACUUUGCGACCAUGAGGGGCAUCCUGCCGACGGAGGAGAUGGUGCGAGUCGCGAUCGAAAAACACACCACGAACCAGCGGUACGCGGACGUCUUGGCCAAGUGCAAGAACAAGCCGGUGGCCGCGAAGCCUAUGAAGAAGGGCUAUCAGACGACUCCGGGUCGGACCAGCGCCAGACCUCGACUAGGUGCCCUGUCCGGGUCUUGA